AUGAUGGCGGCAGUUGUCAACACAGGGCCCGUUGGGGAUGAAGAAUGGAUGGUUUUGCGAGCCAGGGGGUAUGCCAAGUCAGAUCCAUGGACGGCAAAGGCAUGGAUGAUAACUGCUAGAAGCUUGUUUCCGCAGAAUUUCUCAAUACAGUUUGAAGCGUAUUCUAUGGAAAAAUCCUCCAGAAAUGUGAAAGAAGCGGCCAAACUUUUGGAACAAAUGUUUGUGUCUUUUCCUGAUGAGCCAGUGCUAUGGAAGGAAGUACAGACCACACUGGAAGCCAUGCAGACAGAAGCCAAAGAUGCAAAAAAUGAAUUCCUAACUGAUAUAUUUGCAAGUAUUCCCACUCAGGUCCAGUGUCAAAUGCUGCUGCGAGUUGCCAACACUAUCAACAACACAAUAGAGCAAUGCAGACUCCUCUUACUGGCCAUGAAGAAGUUCCCGAGCCUGGUCAAUGAGCACGGGCUGAAGCUUUUGGAGACUUUGUUGACUGCAGAACGACACUCAAAUCCCCAGACAUCAGUGAAUUGCUAUCGUAAACUGUUAGUGUGUGAUGUUCUUCCCAUGGUGCUCAGUAAGACCAAAGCUGAGGUUCCUCAGAAGCAACUUUACAAGUGGCUACAGAAGGCUAUAGAGUUCUACAUCAGCUACGUCACCAUGCCUCCACCUCCUGCCUCCAGUCCUGGUGAACUAGGCAGCCCAGAACUGCACGCUAUGGGGAAAAAACAUGGCGGGAAGAAGUGGGCAUCAAUUGCAGGGCUGAGUGACAAGGAAAGUCAGGUGUCUGAUCCAUGGGGUGCGCUGUUCCAGUUACUGCUGCUGCUUGGCCAGAAGAUUGGCUGGGAUGUAGAGGCUAACUUCUUCUCUAAUACCAGGGACUACCAGUGGCAGUAUAUUGUGAGUCUCUACAACAGAGACAGACAGACUGAAGCAGGAACCUACCACAAGCAGAUUCUCUACAUGACUGUUGUUCUCUUUGUCGAGUGUCUCUUCAACUACGUCAGUUCCGUUGACCCAGAACUGUUUGCUCAAGGGGGCGCUAAUUCUGGCCCUCUGGUGCUACUAGAGGCUAUCAAAGGAGCAACCACUGAACUCACAACUGAACCACGGCCUAAGAAACUGCGGCCUUCAGAAAACCCACAUCUCCCCCAGAUCCAGCCUAGCCCCCUUCUGUCUGCAGGGAAGGACAUCGUGCAGAACUUUGUAACAGCCCUCAAGUGUUAUGAGCUGUUACACUCAUCAGAACAUCUGAGAAUGGAGUUCGUGAAGAUCUACCAGAGUUGGAUGAUGGAGAUCUGGCGAUGGAUGGGGCAGUUCCAGACGGACAUGUUUAUCUACCAGGGCGCCUUCCAGGAAGCCAUUGGCCAUUUACAGAACUUUGGGAUAUCAACAAAGGGAAGUGUGAGGAUGCGAAAUCACCUACAACUUGCCUGCUGUCACUACUGCAUGGGAAACCAUUCAAAAUCCUGUGAACUGAUCCUGGAAGUAGUGUCGGUGCUGCCCUCUACUGAGGACAAAGGAGACAACUCUGUGAAACCGCUGCUGCCUGGUCCAGAUGGCUGUCGUCAAUUGUACUUGUCUACAUGUACUGAGAUUGAGCUCCUACCUUACUCCAUACAACUGCUCACCACAUGCUUUAAGGAAAAAGCCUUCUCUUCCACAAAAGAUGACAAUGCCAUGGGUCACAUGAUUGUAUUGCUACAGUAUGGUUGGCCAAAGCAAGAGCCUCUGUUCAGCCAGGCGGUGAGGAAACUCCAAGCUGACGGAGCAUUCAGUUACUCCCUCUUCUUCACCUACAUCAUCAAUGUUGAUAUUUUAGAAGAAGUUGCAUUCAUGAAGACGGCUGAAGGAGGGAAAGUAAAUCUGGACAUUUUGCCGACAAGUGCAAAGUUGAUAGCUCAACAACGGACGGUGACCAGGGGAGUUAACAAAGGAGUGAAGGAGGACUUCCGGGUAACGAUGGAGAAGCAGGUGAGAAGAGCUGACGAGUGCGUGGAGGAACUCAUCAGGAAGUUCCUGGUAGAGGAGAGAGAGGUUUUGCUGCAGACAUUAUAACAGCAUGAGGCAACCAUCAGAGCUGCCACGACAUUACGGUUCCUGAUAGAGUAGAGAGAGGUUCUGCAGCAGACAUUAUGAUAACAGCCUUGGGCAGCCAUCAGAGCUGCCACGACAUCACGGUUCCUGAUAGAGUAGAGAGAGGUUCUGCUGCAGACAUUAUGAUAACAGCCCAGGGCAGCCAUCAGAGCUGCCACGACAUUACGGUUCCUGAUAGAGUAGAGAGAGGUUCUGCUGCAGACAUUAUAACAGCCUGGGGCAGCCACCAGUGCUGUCAAGAAGUUACGGUUCCUGGUAGAGGAGAGAGAGGUUCUGCUGCAGACAUUAUGAUAACAGCCCAGGGCAGCCACCAGAACUGUCACGACAUUACGGUUUUUGGUGGAGAAGAGAGAGGUUCUGCUGCAGACAUUAUAACAGCCCAGGGCAGCCACCAGAACUGUCACGACAUAACGGUUCCUGUUAGAGAAGAGAAAGGUUCUGCUAGAGACAUUAUGAUAACAGGCUGGGGCAGCCAUCAGAGCUGUCACGACAUUACGGUUCCUGGCAGAGGAGAGAGAGGUUCUGCUACAGACAUGAUGAUAACAGCCCGGGGCAAUCAUCAGAGCUGUCAAGACAUGACUGUUCCUUACUGCCAACUUUAUGAUAACAUCUUGCGACAACCGUCAGGUCUGCCAAGACAUUACAGUUCUGGAUGUCAUUGAAUUAAAUGUCAGUUGAAUAAUUACAAUUUUCAGAUGGACAAAUGAAUGUUUUUUGAGUUGUGCAGUAUAUUGGAAUAUUUCACUGAAUGAUAGAGAGAUAGUAAGAAAUUACACGAAAGUGAUGGUGACCAGUUUAACCACAGGCCACUUAGUGAUAUACCCAGAAAGAUUAUUAACAUAUGCCUUUUUAUGAAGCCUUUGUGAUAAUGCUUGUGUGGCCAUAUGUGCAGUCUACGAAUUUUUAGCCAAAAUUGGUAAGCGGAAAUCCAAUCAAUUUUUGGCUAUUAUUUUAGAAUAACCCAAAUAAUUACUCCUUACAAGAAACCAGCCUCGUGUGUGCUUUUGUUACCGUUCAAAAUCGGUAGUAACAACUUAAAAGUUGUAAUGGAGGUAGCAUUAUAACAUUUCAAACUCUUAAGACAUCUUAACACUAUAAACGUACAGGUAAGAGUGUUAUUUACUGAAAGGCAAUAAGUGGCCUCCGUGGAGGGGGUUAGCACGCCAGCGCGGAGCAAUGGCCCAGCAGCCUUUCACCAGUGCGGUCGCUGUGAGUGCAAGUCCGGAUCAUACUAUCUUCCUCUCCGACCAUACCAGGGAAGGUCUUCCAGCAAGCUGCGGAUGGUCAUGAAUUCCCCUCGAGCUCUGCUCGGUUUCCUCCCAACAUAAUGCUGGCAGCCGUCGUAUACAUGAAAUAGUCGGCGUAAAACAUUAAUCAACUAACUAAAUACAUAAAUAAAUCAAAGGCAAUAAUUUUAAAUAUUCUGGGCAAAUACAUAAAAUUUAAUUUGAUCAGCGAAUAUGGAUUUUUUUCCCAAAUAGAUCCGGUUCAGUAUCUUAACCAACCAUAUCUAUAAGAACUUGUUGAUUUGAAACUCCCGAAA
This is a messenger RNA of Liolophura sinensis, 3634 nucleotides long. Its product is annotated as integrator complex subunit 10-like. Gene Ontology annotation, biological process: snRNA processing. The record is from RefSeq and is a predicted model, not a curated record. The transcript is spliced from 17 exons. Bases 1 to 2052 code for a protein of 683 amino acids. Lineage: Eukaryota; Metazoa; Mollusca; Polyplacophora; Chitonida; Chitonidae. Gene Ontology annotation, cellular component: integrator complex.